Pleuronectes platessa (European plaice) is the source of this 2838-nucleotide messenger RNA. It is a transcript of the gene arhgap28, whose product is annotated as Rho GTPase activating protein 28. The transcript has 15 exons. Gene Ontology annotation, biological process: signal transduction; negative regulation of stress fiber assembly; regulation of actin filament polymerization. Gene Ontology annotation, molecular function: GTPase activator activity. The coding region runs from base 654 to 2543 and encodes 629 amino acids. The record is from RefSeq and is a predicted model, not a curated record. Lineage: Eukaryota; Metazoa; Chordata; Actinopteri; Pleuronectiformes; Pleuronectidae. Gene Ontology annotation, cellular component: cytoplasm.
AUACUGAUAUAGACAUACACAUAGAUAACAUAUACAUAACACAUACAUAACACAUAUAUAACACAUAGAUAACACAUAGACAUACACAUAGAUAACAUAUACAUAACACAUAGAUAACACAUAGAUAACACAUAGAUAACACAUAGAUAACACAUUGCAACUGAAGAGAGUGAGUGGUACAGAGCAGUAGAUUCAGACUCAGACAGGUACCUCUGUCUGGUUCAGAUCAGGUUGAUUAACUGGUGUGUUGAAGGAAUCUGGAUCAGAUCUGGACCAGGUCCAGGAACAGGUCCAGGUCCAGGUCCAGGUCCUGGUCUUCUUCUCUACUUGAGACCAUUUGUUUGAAUGCUCAAAUCAAGUUGUUGUUCUGUCAAUUGAUUAGUUUGUUGAUUGAUUUCCUCGUUGAUUGAUUGGAGGUGACACACAGACACAGUGAACCUGAUCCGGGUUCCGUCAUCUCCUUCUUCAUUAUCACUGUGAGAAUGUGUCCAUGUGUUUUAACGUCUCUUCAGGAGGAAAGACCAGGUCUGUGUCUGAGGACCUGAGUGAAAACACUGCAUCCAUUUCCUCCUAAUGGACCCAGAGCAGCAGCUAGCAUUAGCCUGGGUACCCCACUCUAUCCUCCCCUGGGAACCAGAACCAUUAGACCAAGGAUGUUGUCGUCUCCACCAUCCACCCCUCUCCCCUCCUCCUCCUCCCCACCUCCACCCCCCCACACAGGGACCUCCGCCUCCCGACGUGUUGCCUUGGAAACGUACUGGAGGGAGGUCCAGAGCAUCGAGGAAGAGAAGGAGGGCGAGGAUGAAGAUGAAGAGGACGAGAGGAACAGUUUGGACGAGGCGGAGCUAGACGAGAGCUGGCUGACAGAGGCGGGGUUAUCCUCCCUGGUCACGGCCUCGUCCGAGGAGAAGAUGGCGCCCCCAGCUGAGGCCCUUCUGUCUACGUUGACCCGCCAGCAAGCCACAACUGUGAGGAGGAGGCUGGACAACUACAACGAGACGCUGAGGAAGAGAAACAAGCAGCCAAUCAGAGAUGUCCGAGACGUCUUCACUCAGGCUGAUUUAGCAGACAGAAGCCCCUCCCCUCCCUCUAACCGCUCCGGGUCAUCACCGGGUCGAUACCACAUGACCACCAAAACCAUCCGUCGCCACACCCACAGAGUUCGACCGUCUGUCCCUACGUGUCUUUUCAACGAGCGUCCUUCGGAAGAUCUGUCGUCGCCAUCACACUCUCUACCCCGAAGCCCCUCCCCUCCUAUGCCUGUCACUCAGACAAGACAACCUGAUUGGAUGCUGCGGGAUUGUCCGUACUCAGAAGGUGUGGCUGAGCACAAACAGGGUGGGGCUUGUUGGGACUGUCUACGUUUCCAUGGAGAUGACAGCUGUGAUGUGCCGUUCGUACCUGUCUCACCCUCUCAGGGUCUCACCUAUGCAGAUGACCUGUCGUCAUGUGACCUCACUCAGCUUGGUUUCAUCUCUCACAUUGAGCUCUCCACCUUUCUGCUCGCUCUGGGUGUGCAAACCAAACACACCCGCCCUCCACGCCGCUGGAACCAGGACAGCGGCGUGUUCGGCGUUCCUCUGAACUUUCUGUUGGAGAACGACAGGAAGAAGUUUCCCGGGGUUAAAGUUCCCAUCGUCUACCAAAAGUUGUUGUGUAUUUUAGAGCAGAGUGUGGAGACUGAGGGGAUCCUCAGAGUUCCUGGAUCAGUCGCUCGACUCAAGUACCUGCGUCGAGAGUUAGACAGGUGUGGUGGAGACAUCGACUGGUCGUCAGUGAGACAGGUGGAAGCUGCAGGUUUAUUGAAGCUUUUCAUCAGAGAGCUGCCGACACCUCUGCUGACGCACACACACCUGUCCACCUACCACUCUGUGCUGGGGAUCUCCUCGGUGCUUCAUCAGGUUCAGGCUCUUCAUCUCUUGUCGUUGUUGCUUCCUGAAGUGAACAGAGAAACGCUCAGAGCCCUGUUAGUCUUCCUGCGUGAGGUCGUCUCUCAUCAGGACCAGAACCGGAUGUCUCUGUGGAACGUCUCCAUGGUAAUGGCACCCAACCUGUUCUCCUGCCGUCACCGUGGCAACAAGCAGUCCAUUGCUAGGCAACGGGAUGAGAUGGAAGAGGCGGUGGGGGGGGCUCGCCUGAUCCGACUGAUGAUCACACACCAGGAUCUGCUGUGGACCGUACCAAGGUUCCUGUUGUCUCAGGUGAGACAGAUGAACCAGGCAGCCAAUCAGAAACAGUUCGGCCUCACCAGGACAACAAAACGACUUCUGAGGAGGAAGAACGACAAGAACCAGGUAGCGGAGCUGUGUGAAGGUGUGAUCAGGGUUCAUGCCCCCUCGCACACCAAGGUUUCCAUGGCGGUACAGCUUGACGGACAAACUAGAGCCAAAGACGUCACUGCUCGCUAUGAGUGUGAGAACAGUCCAGUUCAGUGUCUGUAUGAGGUCGGAGGAAACAUCUGUGAACGUCGCCUCCACCCAGACUGCGUCCUGUUGGAUGUUUACAGAGUGAAUCCUCACUGUGAUUGGCUGAUCAAACCCUGAUUCAUAGACAUUUGUCUCACUACCGACCUACAGUCAUCUGAGACCUGUCCCAAAACUGGUCCAACCUGUCUCACCACCUCUUCAGACCUUGAUCCUGUUUCACAACGUGCCUUACCACCUGUCGCACCAACAUCUCAAACUACUCCAGUUGACAACUGUCUCACAUCCUGUCAAGCAAAUGUUUACUUUAAGUUUCACUUGUGUUUUAUAAAACGUUCGAGAAAAAUAAAUGUUUUUAUUAAUCUUCUUUUCUUCCUCUCGUUUCACCUUUUUUUGUUGAUAAAAUCUGAAGACU